Molecule: messenger RNA, 528 nt
Organism: Hordeum vulgare subsp. vulgare (domesticated barley)
Lineage: Eukaryota; Viridiplantae; Streptophyta; Magnoliopsida; Poales; Poaceae
Product: mavicyanin-like
Exons: 1
Coding region: 1-528 (175 amino acids)
Cellular component (GO): plasma membrane
Molecular function (GO): electron transfer activity
Source: RefSeq, a predicted model, not a curated record
AUGAAGACGAAAUUCCUUAUCCUGAUCACCGUGGCUAUGAACAUGAUUGGGACGGCGCUCAGCAUCAGCCACAUGGUGGGUGCACCGGGCGGUUCAUGGGACCUGCAGACGAACUACUCCCAGUGGAUUUCAAGAAUCAGGUUCACCACUAGCGAUGAGCUUCAUUUCCUAUACCCCACCACCAUGUACAACGUGGUGGAGGUAAGCAAGGCAGGGCACGACAGAUGCAAUGCCUCCAACCCCAUCGCAAAAUUCUCAACCGGUACCGAUGUUGUCUCGCUCGCUGCCACCGGGACACGGUACUUCAUCUGCAGUUUUCCCGGGCAUUGUGUUGCCGGCAUGAAGGUCCAGGUCAAUGUCAAGUCAAAAAUAGUGCGGACUGUGCAACGGUGUCGAGGGACAGGGAAUCGGCGUCGGUGCCAAUCCAAGACUGUACCGAGCUCAGCUGCGGCGGCUGGCGUUUAUCAUUCUGUGGUGGCCAGGCUCAGUGUGGCAGCAGUUGUGGUUGGUCUUACGUUGUUUUUUUAG